GCCGCCUGUCACUCGGCGCAACUGACUGAGCCGGAGCUCGCCUGCAGGGACGCCGCUUUAUAAAGAGCUAAAUUUACCAAAGUGCACGUUGCUUCCUGAGCUCUCACAAUUGGCCGAGCGCGUUCGGGCCGCAGCGUUAUAAGGGUCGGAGGACCUCCUACCACUUUUAAAACCUUCCAUGUCUUUCGGAGCGCAGCAGCAGAGGAAGCGCAGACGGUGAAACGGGCGCACACGCACACGCACAGGCGCACAAGAGUCCGGCCGCCGCUUCAACACUGCCACUUUUUUGACCCGAGAUCAUCCACGCGUGAUCCCCUCGCCACACGAUGGCCUUGACUGGAGUGAUGCUGCCGUCGUUCUCGACCUUCUCCAACCAGAGAGAGAAGCCCUGGGAAAACAGGUGGAAAGGAGAGAUGGACAAACUGGUCUCCAGCAGCUGCUCGAUGCUUGAAAUGGUGCACAGCCUGGACAGUCACAUGAAGAAGGACGACGAGGAUCUGAGCAAUUACCUGGAUCUGGAUUUUAUUCUCGCCAACACCACCGGCGCAGACGGCGUGCACGCGGAAUACGCGUGCGGCGCUGAGCCCAACAUGUACUCAACAGGCGGCGGGAGCUCGGUGCCAUCCUACCCGGGAGGAGACGACCACCGCUCCCCGCCGCCCCCGUACGGCGCCAGCCUCAUGACCGAGCUGCUCCGCUCCGAGGGAACCAGCGGCGGCGGCGGCGGCAACAACAACAACAACAACAACAACAACAACAACAACUAUGGCAUUACGCGCAACCCGGGCGCUCAGGGGAGAUUUUACGCGAGCGCCGCGCCUUUCCCCCGCACCACCAUCAAAGUGGAGCCGUCCAUGGACAGUUACGGCCCCGUCGUGGGCAUGGUGCCGCAGAGCUGCAGCAAAAUCAAGCAGGAGGGGAACGUGUCGUGCAUGAUGUCCUUCGAGCAGCCCCGCGUGGCCAUCUCCCCGCGGGCGGCCAGCAGCAUGACGCCGCCCCUCAGCCCCGACGACCAGGGAGCGUCGGAGUGCCAGGCGCAGCUGUGCCAGCCCAUGAACUUCCAGCAGAAGUACCACACGCCGGCGGCUUUCUCGCACCACCACCACCACCACCACCAUCACCACCACCCGCAGGCGCCCCACGCGCCGAUGCCCUACCACGCACCGCCGCACACCGCCUUCGGCAUGUACGACGAGGGCCUGAGCCUGCAGCCGGGCGCGCAGAGGGUGAUGCUCACGCCGCCCUCGUCUCCCCUCGACCUGCUGGAGUCCAAGCCCAAGAGGGGCCGGCGCACGUGGCCGCGGAAGCGCACGGCCACGCACACUUGCACCUUCGCCGGCUGCGGCAAAACGUACACCAAGAGCUCCCACCUGAAGGCGCAUCUGCGAACUCACACCGGUGAGAAGCCGUACCACUGCAGCUGGGAAGGCUGUGGAUGGAAAUUCGCCCGCUCCGACGAGCUGACCCGUCAUUUCCGAAAGCACACGGGACACAGGCCCUUCCAGUGCCACCUGUGCGAGCGCGCCUUCUCCAGGUCCGACCACCUGGCCCUGCACAUGAAGAGACACAUGUGAGGAGGGGGGGGGGCUCCCCUCAGAAGGACUUGGGGUUCAUGGGGGGGGGGGGUUGUAUUAUUUUAUUGUGAUUCAACUGAUGUUAUUCUUUUAUUUAAAAAAAAAAAAGUCCUACACACGACCAAAGCCUUGUUUUUAUAUAAUAUUGAAUUUCUGAAGAAAAGAAAAAAAAAGUUUUAGUGUUGUUAUUUUUUUUUUCUUCUUUUUUUUCUCCUCAUGAUGUAGCUGGUACUACUUUGGUUCUUUGAAAGCUUUAGAAAAGCUUUGCUUGCUUUCGAGCAGGCAGACCAAGAAGGGGCUGGCCCUGUACAUACUACUCUUUCCUCGACAGAACUGGAAUGCGGUGUUUGACACAAGUGCCUUUCUUCGACUGUGCUACUGUAAAACUCUUAGGUGACAGAAAGACAUGGCCACAAAAUAGUGCAUGUCCCCGUCGACCGGAGUGAAUAUGCACACACAGUUGCCUAAACGUGUGCAAAGACAAUGUUUUAUUCAAACUGCCUCACCUGUCUGAACGGCCCUGAUUACUGUUUUUAUUUUAUUUUAUUUUUUGCUUCUUCCUGUCUGGAGUUGUUGUCGUCUCCUCUGGUGUGAAACUCUCGGAUCCAGCCCCCUCUGUACACUAUCAGGGCUUGAUGUCCUGUGCAUUAUUUUUUACUUAAAUUUAUAUGAGUAUGUAAAUGGAUUUUAUACUGUCAAAUGUGUAUUUAUUGUAAAUAUUAAAAUCAAUGAAAUUGAA
Messenger RNA from Scophthalmus maximus (turbot), 2313 nucleotides. It is a transcript of the gene klf2b, whose product is annotated as Kruppel-like factor 2b. Gene Ontology annotation, molecular function: RNA polymerase II cis-regulatory region sequence-specific DNA binding; DNA-binding transcription factor activity, RNA polymerase II-specific. The record is from RefSeq and is a predicted model, not a curated record. Bases 327 to 1574 code for a protein of 415 amino acids. NCBI's taxonomy places the organism in Eukaryota, Metazoa, Chordata, Actinopteri, Pleuronectiformes, Scophthalmidae. Gene Ontology annotation, biological process: regulation of transcription by RNA polymerase II. The transcript has 3 exons.